GAGGACAUCCAAGGAAUUCCAGAAAUUGGCUUCUUGAAACCAAGCUUAUGAGGCCAGGAAAUGGCUUAUUAUGCUCGGCAGCUCGACGUACUAGUUGAGGAACUGACGUGCUUUUGCCCUCGUUUGCUAUGCCGUCACGCCGCCAAAUUCAGACGAAAAUGACGAUGGCCGAGGAACGCAAAAAACGCCAAGAAAAGUUCAGAAAGAGGAGUGGGAGUCUCUUCGACAAGGUGAAAAAGUUGGCACUAGAUACCGAUGCAUUUGUUGCCCUUGUUGUUCGUGAUAGAGCUGGUAGAGUCCGGUCCUUCAGAUCAUCAGAUAGUCUUUAUUGGCCGGAUUCAAUUAUAGAUCUUAUCGAGAAAAACCCUUCAGGUGCCCACGAGUACAUCCAGAAGCAUGCUAUCUCCGGCUGCUGGAAAGGGAUAGAAGACGAGAAUGGUAAGAAAGGGAAGCGGGCAAUGAGGGCGGCCUCCGCAGACAUACCAACUGGAUCUGAUAGUACCAUAACCGUCGAUUUAUGCCGUGAGGACAAGGAAAUCGAGCUCCACUUGAGUGCAUCAAAAGACAUAGAAAUAAAAACAUUCGAGUCGCCAGUGACGGAGGUCGCUGCAUCAGAUAACAUUGUAACUGACACGUUUCCGGAGUCUGAUAAUGCUGCAGUCCCCACGGUUGCGAAGCCGUGCAACACAACACUCAACGCAGAUGGGGAACUGGAUGAAACGAUGGGUGAUCUCGAAAAUUCCGACAACGAUGCAGUUGGGAAAUGGAGCAACGAAACACCCGACACACUUGUGGGGAUGGAUAAAGCGAUAGGGGAGUCGAUGGCAAUUAAUGUACUCGACGCAGAAGAAGCAGAUCCAUUAGUCUUCGAUUACGACAUGAUGGAUUUAGACAUGGCGGAAGGAAAGAAUGGCGUAGACUUCGAUGGGGCCGAAAUGCUCGGGGCAGGUGACUCGAUAGAGGCAGCAGCUACUCUUUCCACACUAAGCCAACAUGUAUUCAAUUUGCCAAGGACGCCUCUUCCAAGUGGUAAGGGAGUCUGGGGAACGGCCAAAUCGAAUGUCUCGACGGGGAUUGACCGAAAAGAGCUGCUUGAGGGGUGGGACUGGGUUUUUCGGAGAAGAUAGGUGCAGGUUCCCAAUCACAUUCCUUAUUCUUCAGAUACCACGUUGUGGUAGGAUAUGUGUCUGAAGUUAUACUUCCUAGGGCGUGUAAACUCAACUUCCAAUCAUUAUAUGUUUUAUCGACCGUGAGGGUGGCACAAAUUCUGAGAAGGGGAUGAAGCUAGUUUAGAGGGUUAGUGCCGCAUAAAACAAAAUGUGGGCCAAAAAUAAAAUCAUUGAG
Messenger RNA from Hyaloscypha bicolor E, 1344 nucleotides. RefSeq lists its product as uncharacterized. The record is from RefSeq and is a predicted model, not a curated record. The transcript is spliced from 3 exons. Lineage: Eukaryota; Fungi; Ascomycota; Leotiomycetes; Helotiales; Hyaloscyphaceae. Bases 129 to 1127 code for a protein of 332 amino acids. Gene Ontology annotation, molecular function: protein dimerization activity; DNA binding.